GUCGACAGCGUGGAGCAUGGCUAUGGCGCCCAGGUACCAGUGUGGAGCACGGCUUUGGCGCCCAGGUCCACAGCGUUGAGAACGGCUAUGGCGCCCAGGUACCAGAGUGGAGCACGGCUAUCGCGCCAAGGUCGCCAGUGUGGAGCACGGCUAUGCAGCCCAAUUAAGUCGCCAGUGUGGAGCACGGCUAUGGCGCCCAGUUAUGUACCGCUGACGCAGUUCGCCAGUGUGGAGCACGGCUAUGGCGCCCAGUUAAGUACCGCGGACGCAGGUCGACAGCGUAGAGCACGGCUAUGGCGCCAAGGUCCCAGUGUGGAGCACGGCUAUGGCGCCCAGGUCAAUAGCGUGGAGGACGGCUAUGGCGCCCAGGUCGAUAGCCUGGAGCACGGCUAUGGCGCCCAGGUACCAGAGUGGAGCACGGCUAUUGCCCAGGUCGCCAGUGUGGAGCACAGCUAUAACGCCCAGUUAAGUAUCGCUGACGCAGGUCGACAGCGUGGAGCACGGCUAUGGCGCCGGGGUACCAGUGUGGAGCAUGGCUAUGGCGCCCAUGUUAGUACCGCUGACGCAGGUCGACAGCGUGGAGCACGGCUAUGCCGCCCAGGUACCCGAGUGGAGCACGGCUAUGGCAACCAGGUCGACAGCGUAGAGCACAACUAUGGCGCCCAGGUACCAGUGUGGAGCACGGCUAUGGCGCCCAGGUCGUCAGCGUGGAGCACGGCUAUGGCGCCCAGGUCGACAGAGUGGAGCACGGCUAUGGCGCCCAGGUACCAGAGUGGAGCACGGCUAUGGCGCCCAGGUCGCCAGUGUGGAGCACGGCUAUGGCGCCCAGUUAAGUCGACAGCGUGGAGCACGGAUAUGGCGCCCAGGUACAAGAGUGGAGCACGGCUAUGGCGCCCAGGUCGACAGCGUGGAGCACGGCUAUGGCGCCCAGGUACCAGUGUGGAGCACGGCUAUAGCGCCCAGGUCGACAGCGUGGAGCACGGCUAUGGCGCCCGGGUACUAGAGUGGAGCACGGCUAGGGCGCCCAGGUCGACAGCGUGGAGCACGGCUAUGGCGCCCAGGUACCAGUGUGGAGCACGAUUAUGGCGCCGAGGUACCAGUGUGGAGCAUGGCUAUGGCGCCCAGGUACCAGUGUGGAGCACCGCUAUGGCACCCAGGUCGACAUCGUGGGGCACAGCUAUGGCGCCCAGGUACCAGUGUGAAGCACGGCUAUGGCCCCCAGGUCGACCGCGUGGAGCACAGCUACGGCGCCCAGUUACCAGAGCGGAACACGACUAUGGCGCCCAGGUCGCCAGUGUGGAGCACGACUAUGGCGCCUAGUCGAUAGCGUGGAGCACGGCUAUGGUGCCUAGGUACCAGUGUGGAGCACGGCUAUGGCGCCCAGGUCGACAGCGUGGAGCACGGCUUUGGCGCCCAGGUACCAGUGUGGAGCACGGCUAUGGCGCCCAGGUAAGUACCGCUGACGCAGGUCGACACCGUGGAUCACGGCUAUGGCGCCCAGGUACCAGAGUGGAGCACGGCCAUGGCGGCCAGGUCGCCAGUGUGGAGCACGGCUAUGGUGCCGAGUUAAGUACCACUGACGCAGGUCGCCAGUGUGGAGCACAGCUAUGGCGCCCAGUUAAGUAUCGCUGGCGCAGGUCGACAGCGUGGAGCACGGCUAUGACGCCCAGGUACCAAUCUCGACAGCGUGGAGCACGGCUAUGGCGCCCAGGUCGACAGCGUGGAGCACGGCUAUGGCACCCAGGUACCAGAGUGGAGCAUGGCUAUGGCGCCCAGGUCGACAGCGUGGAGCACGGCUAUGGCGCACAGGUACCAGUGUGGAGCACGGCUAUGAAGCCCAGGUCGACAGCGUGGAGCACGACUAUGGCGCCCAGGUACCAAAGUGGAGCAUGGCUAUGGCGCCCAGGUCGACAGCGUGGAGCACGGCUAUGGCGCCCAGGUACCAGAGUGGCACACGACUAUGGCGCCCAGGUCGACAGUGUGGAGCACUGCUAUGGCGCCCAGGUCGACAGCGUGGAGCACGGCUAUGGCUUCCAGGUACCAGAGUGGAGCAAGGCUAUGGCGCCCAGGUCGACAGCAUGGAGCACGGCUAUGGCGCCCAGGUACCAGUGUGGAGCACGGCUAUGGCGCCCAGGUCGACAGCGUGGAGCACGGCUAUGGCACCCAGGUACCAGUGUGGAGCACGGCUAUGGCGCCCAGGUUGACAGCGUGGAGCACGGCUAUGGCGCCCAGUUAUUAGAGUGGAGCACGGUCGCCAGUGUGGAGCACGGCUAUGGCGCCCAGUUAAGUACCGCUGAUGCAGGUCGACAGCGUGGAGCACGGCUAUGGCGCCGAGGUACCAGUGUGGAGCACGGCUAUGGCGCCCAGGUACCAGUGUGGAGCACGGCUAUGGCGCCCAGGUCGACAGCGUGGAGCAAGGCUUUGGCGCCCAGGUACGAGAGUGGAGCACGGCUAUGGCGCCCAGGUGCGCCGUUCUAUUCUGCACAAACUUCCCCUUGCACGUCAGAAGACAACGCACCUGCCGACCCGGGUUCCUUACAAAGGGAAGUGGGUCCAUUUGCCCUCAACUACCAGGUCGCAAGUGAGUCAGCAUCCGUUGAGACAAGAGCAACCGAUGACGACCGAAAGGUGCAGUACAUAGGAUUCUAUCGUUGUGGGCGGCAGCCGGGAUAUUGGCAAGGGAAGUUGUCGAUGGCAGCAAAAGCUCCUUCAGGCCACUGGCUGCCUUUGGGGUUCAUGAAGAAGGGACUUGUAUCUCAUUGGCAAUUCAUGGUUGUGCUUGCCAGGGUAUCGUUGCGCAAUCCUAACAUACUGGAUAAGAAGGUAUUGCACGAUCAUGCACAGCAGCAUUUCCAUUCUUUAGCUCUUUUGGGAUGGGUGCCGGUCAUUUGGAAAGAGGAACAUAUGGAUAACAGUCCUGUGCAUGUUACUUUUAAGGAUCCAUUGGGAGUUCCUUUCGACCUGGUUUAUGAAGGGGGUUUAUUGCGUCAUUGCAUGUUGAGUGGAGGCGAGGCAAGAGACCAUGCAGUUUCUGCAGAGCAAGAGGACGCAGAGCAGGAAGUUGGUGGGUUGAGUGGAGAGAGAGUUCGAUAUCGUUAUAAAGUCGUUCGUCAUCGAAGGACCGUGGGUAGUGUAGAAAUGGCAACGAGGGCAAAAUACGACGACAUCUGCAAAAAGAGAGGUGAGCAAAGAAGCAACUCAACUCGGUUCAAUGAAGAAGUCGACGUGCGUCGGGCAAGAGGAGCGAGACACAUGAACAAUGUAAAGGUGGAUCGUGCCAAAGAAGAUGUGAAAAGCACAAGAGCUGAUCUUCGGCAACGGUUCAGGGAGGAGUUCAAGGAGAAAGGCAAAGGUGGGAUCGACGGGAUGUCUUCAACGCCGAGAUGGAAUAUGGAACAAAGGAGGGAGGAGGGAACAACGAUGCUCGCCGCACCACGAAAGGCAAAGAAAUUGUGUCUGGAGGAGGAGAAGGAGGAUGUCAUCAUUGGCAACCCACACAGAAUUCAAUCCGCGCAACGCAGGGAGAGAACAACCCUUGGGGGAGGAGGUGGAAGACGUGUGGAAAACAAAUGCACAAGAGCAGGAGACAAAGGUUCACCGAGGAACAGAGAGGCUAAAUAUGACAAGAUCAGUUUCAGAGAAAGGGAACUGAAAACACACCCCUAUCAGUCACGUAGACAAGAACACGAAGAUUACCCUGCAUCGCAGGAGGUGGAGGAAAGUACGGAUAGAGAAGACGAGCAUUCGGAACACACACAUUCACAAGCAAGUCCGGCUCAGGGUCGACAUAAUGACUAUGAGGAAGGCGAUUCUGAUGAAGGAGGAAACAAAGUCACAGGGGAAGAUAUGGAUGACGCAGAUGAGCAGGAUUGUGACAACUCCAACGAAACGACGAAGCUGCGCGAAGAGAAAACAGCUAACAUAUUCUACAGCAAAGCCCAAAUGCUCUUAGAUUAAAAACUAGCUCCACUUACCUUUCGAACGAUCAACAGUCUAUACUUGACUUACUAAGAUAAUUCCUUACUAAGCAAGUUUGUCUUAACUUCCAGUAAAAUUUACCCGAACAU
This is a messenger RNA of Chara braunii, 4067 nucleotides long. The record is from the annotation of a GenBank genome assembly. Lineage: Eukaryota; Viridiplantae; Streptophyta; Charophyceae; Charales; Characeae.